UCGUUCCUGCGUCUCUGGAGUUCUGAAGGCGAUAGAGACGCACACACGCCAUUUCAUCCGCCCGCUACUACUGCGACAUCACAGCUCAGAAUGUCUGACGAAGGAAAGCUGUUUAUCGGCGGGUUGAGUUUCGACACAACCGAACAGUCGCUAGAAGACGCCUUCUCCAAAUAUGGCGUCAUCACCAACGUUCAUGUGGCCCGAAACAGGGAAACCAACAAAUCCCGAGGAUUCGGCUUUGUGACUUUUGAGAAUCCAGAUGAUGCGAAGGAUGCGCUGGAAGGAAUGAAUGGAAAGUCGGUGGAUGGGCGUACGAUCCGCGUGGACGAGGCCGGGAAGGGCGGCGGUGGAGGAGGAGGCCGGUCCGGUGGAGGAUCCUACAGAGGAGGAGGAGGGGGAAGAGGAGGUGGGGGUUUCUUCAGGGGAGGCCGAGGAAGAGGAGGUUCGAGAGGCGGAGGUGGAUACGGUGGAGACCGCGGUUACGGCAGCAGCGACCGUAGUUACGGCGGAGACCGAAGCUACAGCGGCGGCUACAAGAGUGGAGGAGGAGGCGGAUACUCCUCUGGGGGCGGUGGUGGAGGAGGCUACAACAGGGACAGGUGAGGAGUUCCAGUUACGGCGAUCGAGGCGGCUCUUACAGAGAUAGCUAUGAUAGCUAUGGUACGUAUUAGCUUCUUCGCCUCUACCAUCCCCACAUGAGCAUGUCGCUGCAGACUGGCAAAACAGGCUUUUCUUGAGUUUCCUCAACGGGGCGGAUAGUCAAGACUUUUUUACCACGUUACCUUUUUUUUUUUUUCUCUCUUUCUUUUUUUACAUGGGUUUAUAAAACACAAAUGCUUUAAUUCUCAAUUUGGAUCUCGAGCUUCAUGACUUCAAGUACUCAAAAAGAACCCAAAAAGAACGAUCCGAUCAUCUCCAUUGGAGGAACGGUCGCGCCGUCAUUCUCCAGGCCGCUCGAAACGACCCUGUUUUCCUGUCUUUGCUCUGGUUGGUUAGCUAGAGGGAUUUUGUGUCUUAAACCUGUUGAGAUUCUUCAGUGUCUUGAUGUGUGAUACUUCCUCCUCAGCUGUACACGAGUAAAACCCAAGACCCGACACGACACUGGCCGAGCGUUUCUAAAGACUCAUGGAUCUAUUCUUGGAUUUGUUUUGUAGCUGUUCUCCCUGUUUCUGUUCUGUUGUACUUUAAGAAAAGGCCGUUUCUGUUCAUCAAGCCGUGAACGAAUGCAUGUUCACGUUUCACGAAGAGCGCCGACUGGUUCCUCCACAUUUAAACGUUAUAUUUGACCAAUGUCCUUCACGGGGAGUCGAGUGUGUUUGCUCAACGAAGCCUCUGUUUAUUCCAAUCCUGUUCCAGUAGAUCUAGUCUCUCGUUAAGAGAACGGCUCCUUUUGUUACUUUGAUAAGCCAGGCAUUGAUUUGUCCAGUUUCCAUAAAGUGAUUCCUUUCCGCCUGGUGGCCGUCGCUGCUGUUCUCGAGUCAGUCUCUGCUCGACGCCUGCAUUUUAAUCAUGGACUCUUGACUAAUAUAUAUAUCGAAUAUUUACUUGAAAAGAGAACCAGAAAUUGUUAACAGUACACUCCAGAACUGGGAAGAAAAACUUGUGCUCUUUUGUUUUUUCUUUGUAUCAGAAUUUGACUCACUAUUUUGUUUUUAUUCCUUUUUUUUGUUGCUCUUCAAUUGUGGCUUCAUGGAGCCUAUUAAACGAAACGAUUUGUUCAAACGC
This is a messenger RNA of Pimephales promelas (fathead minnow), 1725 nucleotides long. RefSeq names its product cold inducible RNA binding protein a (gene cirbpa). Gene Ontology annotation, molecular function: RNA binding. NCBI's taxonomy places the organism in Eukaryota, Metazoa, Chordata, Actinopteri, Cypriniformes, Leuciscidae. The record is from RefSeq and is a predicted model, not a curated record.